Molecule: messenger RNA, 2068 nt
Organism: Cottoperca gobio
Lineage: Eukaryota; Metazoa; Chordata; Actinopteri; Perciformes; Bovichtidae
Exons: 1
Coding region: 23-1435 (470 amino acids)
Biological process (GO): negative regulation of cell population proliferation; regulation of cyclin-dependent protein serine/threonine kinase activity; regulation of G1/S transition of mitotic cell cycle
Cellular component (GO): cytoplasm; nucleus
Molecular function (GO): protein kinase binding; cyclin-dependent protein serine/threonine kinase inhibitor activity
Source: RefSeq, a predicted model, not a curated record
CACUAAGAUCCUCCUGGAGGCGAUGUCCAAAGAUAAAGUCCACCUGGCCAGGUUCGUUUUGGACGCUCUGGAUGGGGAAAUCGUAGACUCCAGAACAGAGGGCGCACCGACCCCCCUCAUCUCCUCUAUCCUGCUGCCUGAUAGUCAGAAUCGGUGUAAAUUUGUAGAGCUUCUGCUGCAGAGAGGCGCCAAUGUCAACCGUCAGGACGGCAACGGGCGCACCGCGCUCAGUUACGCCUGUGAGAAAGGCUUCCUGGAUGCUGUGAAGGUCCUAGUCCGAAACAAUGCAGACCCGGAGAUUGUGGACGUCUGGGGGAACACUGCGCUAAUGUACGCCACCGUGGCAGGUCACUCCUCUGUGGUAGAGUUGUUGGUGAGAUCUUUCAAGAGGCUGGGUCUUCAGAUAGACAGGCUGAAUAAAGUUGGUAAAUCUGCUGUUGACAUGGCAAAACUUCUCGGUCACACAGAGUGCAUCUUUGCGCUCACUAACAACUCCAAGAAGGGCCGGGAGGCUGAGGGAAGCGCUCACGGAAAUGGGCAGCCGCGACUUAGUUUGGGAUGUGGUGAUGUCAAUGAUACAUUUGGGAGGAGAGUUGAACCUUUAGUGAAUAAACGUGAGGACAUCCAAACGUGUAAUCAUGCAGAUUGUCUAUUGGUUAAUAAUUGCUCGUGGCCACCAAGGCCUCGGGGAAAGCAGAGUCGGUUGCCAUCGAUGGACUCUAUAGAGGAGUUUGAAAGAGAGAAUGACUGCUCCUCCUCGGCUUCACGGGAGCUGGUCUUCUCCGAACUCCUAACCCCUAAACCCCCUCUGCGACCUUCCGACCAUUAUCCCAACUCUAAACAUCCUAAACCCGGGGUUGACCACCUCCCCCGUCCUAAACAGGGCUGUGAGGCUCAACACAUGUAUUUCUUCUCACCCCGGCCGCGCAGAAGCAUCCACAAACCCAACGCGCCCUCUACCCUGGGCAUCCUACUGGCUCCCAUUUUUGAUAACAAAAGUGAGACUGAAUCAGGGACAGAAAAAUCUAAAACGUUAGAUUUCUGUGUGCGCAGAUUUCACGACAGCUACUAUCAGAAAAGAUGUAGUCUGCCAACGAGUAUCCUCAGCCCCACACCUCCGGACCGCACACUAGUGCCUGUGCGUAAAUCCAGAAACAUGAAGUGGCGCGAAGCAGAGCCUCCUCCGUUUACCGCACCAACUGCCACGACUUCAGCCACGACUUUCUCGGUGCUGAGCAACAAACUUCUACGCCGAUUUACCUCCCCGGAGUUAAAAAAAGAUGCACAAGAGUUGGAGGAGAAUCCGAUGUUAGCUUCGAGGCUGAUUCCGCGAUCUGAAACUUUUCCUCAGGUCAGAAAUCAUCCCCAGGUGGGCAGUAAACCCAGCAUCGACAGCAUCAGCUCCGUCAACUGCGAGUUUGGCAUUCUGAAAUGAAAAAGUGCGCCAUGCGUAAAAAUUGUUUGUCUGUAUUUAUCCGCUACCAAGAUUAUCACAUUACUUUUAGAUUGAAUUACACCAGAGAGAUUAUCUUCUACACUCAAUGGUGUUACUUCUCUAAAUUCACCUCCAGAAAUGUGUCUUGUGUUGUGAUCCUCGGUGACCUUCAGAACUCAAAUGCCUUGUCUGCAAGUGAUCAGAGCAUCCAACGUUAUGUCUAACGUUCUCCUUACUGUACAACAACAGAGUGGUGACUGUAUAGCCUAUCCACCCUGCAAAAGUUUCCACCAUUUUUAAUCCGGACGCUACCAACCUAAAGGUUUUUAACUACAACGAAAUAACUGAAAAAUCAACAGCAAUUCAAAGAACUUUGCAUAAACGGUGUGCGUAGAUGCCAGCACCUGCCAGUUGGAUACUGCAGCUUCAGUGAGUGAAACGCAAUGUGAAACUUCUAGUUUCAGUGUCUAUGGCUGUUCCUGCGUUCAGCUCCUUUUGGAGUGGGCGGGGUUUGCAUCGAAGGUGGAGGGGCGAUAAUAAAUGAUAAAUGAUUUAAUACAGCAUUUACUUGUGUUGUGCAACAAUCUUUCAUAUGUUUAUGUAUUUUCAACACAUCGUGUUGAAUUCUGUUGG